AUGGGGAUCCACCCCACCCCUGGCUUCCGGAGAAGCACAUCAGCUGGGUACCGGCUGCCCUCAACCAGGCUGUCAGCCUUAGACUCCUCCACGGCCCGGGAUGGCCCUGUGGUGGGCAGGGGUCUCGCCGGCAAUCGCCAAACCCCCCAGGCCCCAGAAGCAGAGCACUUGGCCCUGGGAACUAAUGGUGUGCAGCAGGACCAGCUGUGGAGGCAGCUCUUGGAGGCCGAGAGGAGGGGCCAACAGCGCUGGGCUCAGCACUGGAGUUUCCUGAAAGACUAUGACCCCCUGGGCAACAAGAAGGAGCCUGUGCAGCUGCUGGAGAAUAUGCCUCUCUUCUCUGACACGGUCCCCAACUCCACGAACCAGGUGGUGGGCAGCAGGGUGGACACGCCCCUGGGGCAAACCCUCAUCGGCAUGGACUUCUUCUUUGUGGACGGAGUCCGGAAGAAGAAGCUGGAAGCCGAGCUGCAGCCCGCGUAG
Neomonachus schauinslandi (Hawaiian monk seal) is the source of this 483-nucleotide messenger RNA. RefSeq names its product chromosome 10 C2orf50 homolog (gene CIMIP5). The coding region runs from base 1 to 483 and encodes 160 amino acids. NCBI's taxonomy places the organism in Eukaryota, Metazoa, Chordata, Mammalia, Carnivora, Phocidae. The record is from RefSeq and is a predicted model, not a curated record. The transcript is spliced from 3 exons.